This is a messenger RNA of Gamsiella multidivaricata, 1775 nucleotides long. Its product is annotated as nucleotide-sugar transporter-domain-containing protein. Lineage: Eukaryota; Fungi; Mortierellomycota; Mortierellomycetes; Mortierellales; Mortierellaceae. Gene Ontology annotation, biological process: pyrimidine nucleotide-sugar transmembrane transport. The coding region runs from base 284 to 1495 and encodes 403 amino acids. Gene Ontology annotation, molecular function: UDP-galactose transmembrane transporter activity. The transcript is spliced from 3 exons. Gene Ontology annotation, cellular component: Golgi membrane. The record is from RefSeq and is a predicted model, not a curated record.
UCCUCGUCCUGCACAUCCGUCCCAGCUCCUUUAUUAUUGCAUCUUCUUGCCUUGAACGUCUCAUCAUCUCACGCAGAUCUGUCUGGGCUUUUUUGUUGUUGUUGUCAUUGUUGUUAUUGCUGUUGUUGUUUUUCUCCCACUCUCUUCUCUCUCCUCACCCACACCUGCCCCUUCCUUUUCUCCCCUGCUCCCAUCGUCUGGUAACACCAAGCAAGCGCAAACCCAAGGUCUUCAUCUCACUCCUCCAGGAACCCCAGGAGCCCCAGGAAUACAAGUCACCGCCAUGAGCUCAGAAAAGCACCAGGGUUCACUCCCGACGAUACACCACCAGAACGGUCGUGGCCGACAUGAAGGUUCGACAUUUAUGGGUGUCUCCAUGAAGCAUCUCUCAUUAGUCGUGCUUCUGCUCCAGAACAGUACCCUGGUCCUGAUGAUGCGCUAUUCUCGAGUGAACGUCGAUCCCGAUCUGCCCAUGUAUCUUGCCUCAACAGCCGUCUUCUUUGCAGAGAUCAUCAAGCUGCUUGCGUGUGUGGCCGUUCUGGCAUACAAGACAAAAUCGAUCCCCAGGACCAUAUACAUUCUUCGCAAGGACAUCGUGGAGCAACCUCAAGAGAUCCUUAAGAUGCUGGUGCCCUCGGGACUGUAUGCGCUGCAGAACAACCUGCUCUAUGUUGCUCUUUCGAAUCUUGAGGCGGCGACCUUCCAGGUCACAUACCAGAUGAAAAUUCUCUCAACUGCUGUGUUCUCAGUCGCAAUGCUGAACCGGAGGCUGACUCGUCAAAAAUGGUUUGCUUUGUGUCUACUCAUGGUCGGAGUCACCCUGGUGCAAUUGCAGAACGUGGGCACGGCCAAAUCCACGGUGGAGGUCGAAACCAAGGAUGAACUGGUGUCAGAGGACGAGGUACUGGAUGCGGCUGUGAGCGAGAACGUGGCCGAGGCAACAAACCAACUUAACGGAGGAGCCGAGGAGGAAUCGGGCCCUAUUCAGAACCCUUUUAUCGGACUGUUGGCUGUGCUGACUUCAUGCGUGUCAUCCGGAUUUGCAGGCUGCUACUUUGAAAAGAUUCUUAAGGGAGCUGAGGCCGACAUGUGGGUCAGGAACAUCCAAUUGGGCAUCUCUGGAGCGCUUUUCAGCUUCUUGGCCAUGUUCUACGACCGUCAAAAGAUUUACGAGGGCGGAUUUCUUCAGGGCUACACUCUCAUGACGUGGCUGGUGGUCGCCAACCAGGCGUUGGGAGGACUUUUGGUUGCUAUCGUCGUCAAGUACGCAGACAACAUCCUCAAGGGCUUUGCCACGUCGCUGUCAAUCAUCAUCUCUGGAAUCAUCUCUGUCUACUUUUUCGAUUUCGAGCCUUCGAUCCAGUUCCAAAUUGGAACGUUGAUCGUCAUCCUGUCAACGUAUAUCUACGGCCGACCCGACUCGCCCAUCCCUGCAUUCAUUCGUCCAACCAAAAAGAGGCAAAGCAUUCCGCCGCCAACCAAAUACCAGACGUAGAUGGAAGCAUCCAGUUGAUUGACCUGUCUUUUUUCUCUUUCCUCGUUUUUCGUUUGUUUCCUCUGUCUCUUGCGCCCAUUUCUUGCCACUUCAGUGGAGUGAAUGAGUAUCCAGGCGGGGAAGUAGAGGGAGGCGAGGAAGAGUCAAGGCGAUUACUGGCGGAGAAGGAAAGGAGCAGUAGUUACAGAGCACGGGGAUUAUCUGCAGACGAUCCGGAGAAACACAAACCAUGGAGAAUGCGUUCAGUGGUCGUGGACGUGGACGAGAAGGACUUGCUCAA